Messenger RNA from Dentiscutata heterogama, 128 nucleotides. The record is from the annotation of a GenBank genome assembly. Lineage: Eukaryota; Fungi; Glomeromycota; Glomeromycetes; Diversisporales; Gigasporaceae.
AUGCUUGUUAAAACAUAAUCACAUCACUAAUGAAUGGACAUCUUUAAACAACUCGACUAAUUUACAAAAUUAUACAAUGAUGAAAGCUUCAAAAUGUGGAAGGAUAGUAUGCUGUGGAAGUUGGAAAU